UUCCGGUUAAUUUUGUUGGUGAGGAAAAGAGACGAAGCGAACGAUUCUGUUGUGUUUAUCAUUUUGGCAGAAACAACAGAAGUGAAUCCCAAAUAUUUCAUAUAUUUGUUAAACCAAAUACAAUAUACAAAGAUGUCGGACGACUUGAUGAAACAGUUAAGCAGCUACAAAGCCCAGUUACAACAAGUGGAAGCUGCCUUAUCCACCGACCAAGAAAAUGAAGAUUUGAUGAAAUUGCAGAAAGACUUGCAGGAAGUCAUUGAGUUGACUAAAGACCUGCUGACGGCUCAACCGGCUGAGGGAGCCUCCAGUGCCAGCUCAGAUGCUGCACCCUUGAAACACAACUGGAAAGUGGGGGAUAGGUGUAUGGCCGUAUGGAGCCAGGAUGGACAGGUGUAUGAGGCUGAGAUUGAAGAGAUAGACGGGGAGAACCGCACGGCGGCUGUCACCUUCGCCGGCUACGGGAACGCCGAAGUGAUCCCACUGCAGAACCUCAAACCGUCCGAGGAGGGAAGGCAUAGCGACGACGAAGGGAUGGGGAAACCCAAGUCCAGGAAGGAGCAGAUUGCGGAGCAGAGGGAGUACAAGAAGAAGAAGGCUCAGAAGAAGGUGCUGAGAAUGAAGGAGCUGGAGCAGGAGAGGGAGGAUCAGAAGUCCAAAUGGCAGCAAUUUAACAACAAAGCUUACUCCAAGAACAAGAAAGGACAGGUCAAAAGGAGUAUAUUUGCAUCUCCAGAGAGUGUGAACGGAAAAGUGGGAGUUGGAACGUGUGGAAUUGCUGAUAAACCCAUGACACAGUACCACGACACAUCCAAAUACAACGUCAGGCAUCUCAUGCCACAAUGAUGUGUUUGUCUUACGUUAUUUGUCCCACUGUACAUGAUCUCAAUCAGUGAUUACCGUUGUGUUUAUAUGGUUUAGGUUACUAAGUAAAUUAACAAAAAACUGCUUGCACACCAUUUUUGACUGAAUGGUGCAGCAUUCUAGUGUCACAAUUUCAAAAGAAGAACUCUUAAUGAAGGCAUAUUGGCCCUAUAUUGGAUGAAUGACAGAAUGGAAAGCAGAGUCUGAUGGUCAAAUAGUUUCGUUUGUUGGAUUCAUGUAUCUUUACUGAUAUCAGAGAAGCCAAACAACUGAAUAAUUUGCAUGAUUUUAUCAGCUUUAGUUGAUGUUACAAGUCGACUUGUUUUCAGGAUAAUCUGGAUUGUACGAUCAUAUAUCAUAGUGUUUUACUCAUGUCUGGGUAUUGAUAACGAAAUAGCUUUUUAAAGCAGAGAAAUGCUCAUUUGCCAGCCAAGUUUUUUAUUUAAACAUAUAUACGCAUAUUUCUCCUCCCCAAUUUUGGCCCAAAAGUUAAAGAAAAAUACUGUUUUCAUAUUGGAACUGAUUGUCAGUUCCCUACAGGUGGCAGUGAUGUUCUUUAUUGCCCUAUAUGCGCUGUAUUUUGUGAUGUUGUAUAUUUUACCUUAUGUCACUGCUGUUGAUAUAAGCUUCUUUUUUCUAAUAAAUUCAGGGAUGACUGA
This is a messenger RNA of Hypomesus transpacificus, 1523 nucleotides long. It is a transcript of the gene smndc1, whose product is annotated as survival motor neuron domain containing 1. Gene Ontology annotation, cellular component: nucleus; cytoplasm; precatalytic spliceosome. The transcript is spliced from 6 exons. Lineage: Eukaryota; Metazoa; Chordata; Actinopteri; Osmeriformes; Osmeridae. The coding region runs from base 133 to 846 and encodes 237 amino acids. Gene Ontology annotation, molecular function: RNA binding. Gene Ontology annotation, biological process: mRNA processing; regulation of alternative mRNA splicing, via spliceosome. The record is from RefSeq and is a predicted model, not a curated record.